Messenger RNA from Perognathus longimembris pacificus (Pacific pocket mouse), 3775 nucleotides. RefSeq names its product SIM bHLH transcription factor 1 (gene Sim1). Gene Ontology annotation, biological process: regulation of transcription by RNA polymerase II. The record is from RefSeq and is a predicted model, not a curated record. Bases 950 to 3253 code for a protein of 767 amino acids. Lineage: Eukaryota; Metazoa; Chordata; Mammalia; Rodentia; Heteromyidae. The transcript has 12 exons. Gene Ontology annotation, molecular function: RNA polymerase II transcription regulatory region sequence-specific DNA binding; protein dimerization activity; DNA-binding transcription factor activity, RNA polymerase II-specific.
AACAAAAACAAAAAAAAAAACACCCCAAGUUCUGCGGGCGGCGCGCGCGGUUCUGCUGCCCGGGAGGCGAGGCUGGGGCGCCGCCCUCCCCGGUGCCUGCCUGCGAGGGGGCUGUCGCGCGUGCCACCUGUUAACCCGGCGCGAUCGGCCCAGCGUGGAGCCGCCCCUGCUGAGCAGGGAGAGACCGGGGUCGCCUCGGGAGUCCCCGAGGGGCUGGACUGUGUAAGUGCCACUUUUUGAGGACUCCUUCAGACUUGAGACCCGUGCGGGAAAGGUGGCCAAGCUCCCGAUCUGCCCGGACCCGGCGCGAGCGGCUCCCGCGGCGCUGUGGAGGAAUUCUGAGCGGCCGCCCUGGGACUUGCGCCCAGCCUGGCGCGGGAGCGGGGACUGGAGGCCCGGAGGCUCUCGAGGGUCUCGGAAAAUACGCGUUUUGUUUUUCGGGCAACUUGAGGGAAGCUCUGGAGGACGUGGCUGGCGUGGUGGUCUAGAGGAGUUUGCCCGGAUCGCUGUUCUACCCAAGCCGGCUCCGAGCCGCCUUCGUGGGCGGCCAAUGCGGCGCCGCUGAAGAGCCAACAUCGCCGGGGAUUAUUAUGCCGAUUUUCCAAGGAGCGGGGUUCUCAGCCCCGAGCAGGAGAAAAGGCUGGCUCCUCACGAGUCCGGCCAGCAUUUGACAUCUACAGAUCCUCAGGAUUGUCCAAAUUGUCUCCGAUCGGCCACGUUCUUCUACCUGCGACUCCCAUUUUUCAAAGAAAAAUAUUUUGUUUGCUGCCCUGGUCUUUUCCUACAAUUCAUAUAUUUCCCGCUGGUACAGACUUCAGCCUCCUCAUUCAAAGUAUACUUUACAUUUUCACCAAGUAUGAUUUCUAGUUGAAAGUUUCUUUAUUUUUUUCUCCGUGUUGGAUGAUUCUGUGGAGUUUACGUUGUAAGAAGAAAGGGAGAACAAGACACAAUGAAAGAAAAGUCCAAAAAUGCUGCUCGGACUAGGAGGGAGAAAGAAAACAGUGAGUUUUAUGAACUGGCUAAAUUAUUGCCUCUGCCCUCGGCCAUCACCUCGCAGCUGGACAAAGCAUCCAUAAUCAGACUCACCACCAGCUAUCUCAAAAUGAGGGUGGUAUUCCCCGAAGGGCUCGGCGAGGCGUGGGGCCACUCCAGUCGGACCAGUCCCCUGGACAACGUGGGCCGAGAACUGGGCUCGCAUCUACUCCAGACCCUGGAUGGCUUCAUCUUUGUCGUGGCUCCAGACGGGAAGAUCAUGUACAUCUCAGAGACAGCCUCAGUGCACCUGGGUCUUUCUCAGGUAGAGCUGACCGGAAACAGCAUUUAUGAAUACAUCCACCCUGCGGACCACGACGAGAUGACGGCUGUGCUCACCGCUCAUCAGCCCUACCACUCUCACUUCGUGCAGGAAUAUGAGAUCGAGCGCUCCUUCUUCCUCAGGAUGAAGUGUGUCUUAGCCAAGCGGAAUGCUGGCCUCACCUGCGGGGGCUACAAGGUCAUUCAUUGUAGCGGCUACCUGAAGAUCCGCCAGUACAGCCUGGAUAUGUCCCCCUUCGAUGGCUGCUACCAGAACGUGGGCCUGGUGGCCGUGGGCCACUCCUUGCCUCCUAGCGCAGUCACAGAGAUCAAACUACAUAGCAACAUGUUCAUGUUCCGCGCCAGCCUGGACAUGAAGCUCAUCUUCCUGGACUCCAGGGUGGCAGAGCUGACCGGCUACGAACCUCAGGACCUGAUUGAGAAGACCUUGUACCAUCACGUCCAUGGCUGCGACACCUUCCACUUGCGCUGCGCGCACCACUUGCUGCUGGUGAAGGGCCAGGUGACCACCAAGUACUACCGGUUCCUGGCGAAGCACGGCGGCUGGGUGUGGGUGCAGAGCUACGCGACCAUCGUUCACAACAGCCGCUCGUCCAGGCCGCACUGCAUCGUCAGCGUCAACUACGUCCUCACAGAUACAGAAUACAAAGGAUUACAGCUCUCUCUGGAUCAGAUCUCAGCCUCCAAACCAGCCUUCUCCUAUGCCAGCAGCGCCACACCCACCAUGACGGACAGCAGGAAGGGGACUAAGGCAAGGCUCUCCAGCUCAAAGUCAAAAUCCAGGACGUCCCCAUACCCUCAGUACUCUGGUUUUCACACGGAACGAUCAGAGUCAGAUCAUGACAGCCAGUGGGGCGGGAGCCCCCUGACCGACACGGCGUCCCCGCAGCUGCUGGACCCUUCGGAGCGCGCGGGCUCGCAGCAGCACGACGCGUCGUGCGCCUACAGACAGUUCUCGGAGCGCGGCUCGCUCUGCUAUGGCUUCGCGCUGGACCACUCCAGGCUGGUGGAGGAUCGGCACUUCCACACCCAGGCCUGCGAGGGGGGCCGCUGCGAGGCCGGCAGGUACUUCCUGGGGGCGCCGCAGGCCGGGAGGGAGCCCUGGUGGGGCUCCCGGGCAGCCUUGCCCCUGACCAAGGCCUCCCCGGAAAGCCGAGAAGCCUAUGAGAACAGCAUGCCUCACAUCGCCACGGUGCACCGGAUCCAAGGACGAGGUCACUGGGACGAAGAUAGCGUGGUCAGUUCCCCAGACCCGGGGUCAGCCAGUGAAUCUGGUGAGCGGUACCGCACGGAGCAGUAUCAAAGCAGCCCGCAGGAACCCAGCAAAAUUGAAACUCUGAUCAGAGCUACCCAGCAAAUGAUUAAAGAAGAAGAGAACAGACUGCAGCUCCGGAAAGUUCCCCCAGACCAACUGGCUUCCAUAAACGGAACUGGGAAAAAACACUCUCUCUGUUUUGCAAACUACCCACAGGCCUCAGCAACAGGUGAAGUCUGCCACAGCGCCACCCUGGCCAACACGUCGCCGUGUGACCACAUCCAGCAGAGAGAAGGAAAGAUGCUAAGUCCCCACGAAAAUGACUACGACAACAGUCCCACCGCACUGUCUCGAAUCAGUAGUCCCAAUUCCGAUCGCAUUUCAAAAUCCAGUUUGAUCCUGGCUAAAGACUAUCUGCAUGCAGAUAUGUCUCCUCACCAGACAGCAGGAGACCAUUCUUCUGUCUCCCCAAACUGCUUUGGCUCCCACCGGCAGUAUUUUGAUAAGCAUGCUUACACAUUAACUGGAUAUGCCCUCGAGCACUUAUAUGACAGUGAAACCCUCAGAAACUAUUCACUGGGCUGUAAUGGCUCCCACUUCGAUGUAACUUCCCAUCUAAGGAUGCAGCCAGACCCAGCUCAAGGACACAAAGGAACAUCUGUUAUAAUCACCAAUGGAAGCUGAUGUUUUUCUAAAAUGUUUUGUUCUUCAAGGGUCUCUGAAACAUAUUUAUAGUCUAAUGCCCCGUUACCAGCACUUACUAUACCACAGAUUGUCAAGAGAGGAGCAAUUAAGUUCCUGGGUAUAUGGCCUGUGUUCCCAUGAAAUCAAAGAAGAAAACAUAGCACUAACAUUCAGGGUUAUACACAGAUAAUGGCGAUGAAGUGACUAUAUAAAUAGCCCCUUCAAUUAUAUGGGAACAAGAAUCGAUACGAAUUUGAGUUGAAAAAUACUGUAAAUCAAGGAAGCAUAUAUGUCACAUGAAAGGGCUGAAUGGCAAUGUUGUAUUGUAAUGAUCCCAUUAAAUUCCUGCACACAGAUCACUCACUCUUCACAAAUGCUAUGUGCACUUUACAUGCAGAAGUAGAGAAUAUAUACCAGAAACAUACCUAACCAUGCAGAAAUAAGGAAGAGAUACAAUAAACACACCAAACCAGGGCACCUUUCCCUAACUCUACUAUAUUGAAGCUUCUUAAACAAAAUAAC